AUGAAACCAGGGGACAGUGCGCGAAACACUCUCUCCGUCCCAGAUAUCAUCAAGUUUUCCUAUGCUAUGUCAGUCCACCGGUCAAUUUCUGUUGCAUACUGUUGCGGACUUCCUGGUCGUAUGGCAAUGAUCUGCAGCAUUCUUCGGGCAUCGCUCAGCCUAGAGUCUCAUGUCAAACGCAGUAAUGCUUGA
This is a messenger RNA of Botrytis fragariae, 192 nucleotides long. RefSeq lists its product as uncharacterized. The coding region runs from base 1 to 192 and encodes 63 amino acids. The record is from RefSeq and is a predicted model, not a curated record. The transcript is spliced from 2 exons. Lineage: Eukaryota; Fungi; Ascomycota; Leotiomycetes; Helotiales; Sclerotiniaceae.